Messenger RNA from Egretta garzetta (little egret), 531 nucleotides. RefSeq names its product protein shifted. Bases 1 to 531 code for a protein of 176 amino acids. Gene Ontology annotation, biological process: anatomical structure development. Gene Ontology annotation, molecular function: signaling receptor binding. NCBI's taxonomy places the organism in Eukaryota, Metazoa, Chordata, Aves, Pelecaniformes, Ardeidae. Gene Ontology annotation, cellular component: cell surface; extracellular region. The record is from RefSeq and is a predicted model, not a curated record. The transcript has 6 exons.
AUGAGGAAACAAGCACGUAGUUUUUCUGGAGAGGGUCCAAAAGUUUCCUUAGUUUUGAGUGUUCAGAAGCUUAAAAUGGUGGAGUGCUCUCUGUGCAGGGAAACUAUCUCACCUGAUGGGCAAGCAACAUGUUAUCCAAAAUGCAAAAAUGGUGGGGAGUGCCUCAGACCUGGAAAAUGCAGAUGUCCACCUGGCUAUGGGGGUAGAUACUGUCAUAAAGUCAGCUGUGAAGGAGGCUGUCAAAAUGGUGGGGAAUGCAUCUCUGUCAAUGGAGUUGUGAAGUGCCUUUGUGCUUCUGGCUGGACAGGAUCAAGAUGCCAAGAAGCAAUUUGUCCCCAAGGUUGUCGGAAUAAUGGAGCUUGUGUGGCUCCUGGGAUUUGUAGCUGUCCAGCUGGAUGGGUCGGUGGAGCAUGUCACUUAGCUGUAUGUAAACUACCUUGUCAACAUGGAGGAAAAUGCAUAGCUCCAAAUGUGUGCAGAUGUCGACUGCCGUACUCUGGUCUACAGUGUACAAAGAAAAGGAAGGAAUGA